Messenger RNA from Suhomyces tanzawaensis NRRL Y-17324, 3558 nucleotides. RefSeq names its product serine/threonine protein kinase (gene KIN2). Gene Ontology annotation, biological process: intracellular signal transduction; protein phosphorylation; microtubule cytoskeleton organization. NCBI's taxonomy places the organism in Eukaryota, Fungi, Ascomycota, Pichiomycetes, Serinales, Debaryomycetaceae. The coding region runs from base 1 to 3558 and encodes 1185 amino acids. Gene Ontology annotation, molecular function: tau-protein kinase activity; protein serine/threonine kinase activity; ATP binding. The transcript has 5 exons. The record is from RefSeq and is a predicted model, not a curated record. Gene Ontology annotation, cellular component: cytoplasm.
AUGGAUCCGAAUGGCACCCACGAUCCCCAGUACCAGCCUCGGCGAGUAGCGAGUCUGAACCUUCCCUCCAGAACCCCCCCAGCCCAAUCCGACCAAUCCCAGCACCCAGGCUACGCCAGACCAGGCGAGCCUGCUACUCCACGUAUGCUCAGAAGUGUCAGCGGGUCGCUCCGCAAUUCCAAGUCGGACAUCAACUCCAGAUCCACUGAGGACCACGGCGAGUCUCCCCAUUAUGUCACCAAUACCGACGCCACCACCCAUUCCAGGGAAUCGAGCUUCCAUCAAAAGGAAUUGUUACCUCCAGCAGCCAUAGCGUCUCCUCCUUCAAAAGAUGCAAACUCGGGUAGUUUGGUUGCGUCUAAGAAUUCCCAAUCUCCAUCCCAGGCCCCUCCACAGCAACAACACCAUCACCAGCAUCAUAGCCAGAACCCACACACUCCCCAGCAACAACACCGUGGCCAUCAAAGACACCCAUCACAGGCAGAGCAGGCUCAACAACAGCAACCCCAACAGUUUCACAGAAAGUCUAUUGGAGAUUGGGAUUUUGUCAAAACUAUCGGUGCCGGUUCCAUGGGUAAGGUGAAGCUUGCACAGCAUAACUCCACACACGAGCUUUGUGCUGUUAAAAUCAUUCCUCGAGCUGCAAAGGUUUAUCAAAGAGCCCACUCCGACGAUCCACCCCCUUCGACUGCUCAAGAAGCUGCCCAGAGGCAUAAGGAAUAUGAGAAAGAGGUAGCUAGAGAUAAGAGAACCAUUCGUGAGGGUGCAUUAGGAAGAUUGUUGUUUCAUCCUUACAUCUGUCGGUUGUACGAAAUGGUUCCAAUGACAAAUCAUUACUAUAUGUUGUUUGAACACGUGGAAGGUGGACAGAUGUUGGACUAUAUCGUUGCUCAUGGAUCCUUAAAGGAAAAGAAUGCACGUAAAUUCGCUCGUGGAAUCGCUUCAGCUUUGGAUUAUUGUCACAAGAACAAUGUGGUACAUCGUGAUUUGAAAAUUGAGAAUAUUAUGAUAAGUGAGAAGGGUGAUAUCAAGAUUAUUGAUUUUGGCUUGUCGAACUUGUAUUCUCCUAAAAAUUUGUUGAAGACUUAUUGUGGUUCAUUGUACUUUGCGGCCCCAGAGUUGUUGUGUGCUAGACCAUAUAUCGGUCCUGAAGUCGAUGUGUGGUCCUUUGGUGUCGUGUUGUAUGUGUUAGUAUGUGGAAAAGUUCCAUUUGAUGACUCUUCUGUUUCAGUUUUGCAUGAAAAAAUUAAGAGAGGUGCUGUCGAAUAUCCAUCGUUCCUUUCAAAGGAGUGUAUUUCGUUACUUUCAAGGAUGUUAGUGGUGGACCCCUCUAAGAGAGCAACUUUACAUGAGGUUCUUCAGCAUCCUUGGAUGAAUAAGGGUUAUGAGUACAGAAUUUCCAGUUAUAUCCCUAAAAGACAACCAUUAUCUUUACCAUUGGAUCCUGAGAUUAUCAAAACUAUUGCAUCUUUCGAAUUGGGAACAGUUCAACACAUCUCUGAAGAAUUGACCAACAUUCUUACUAGCGUGGAAUACCAGAUGAGCUGUGAAAAUUGGCAAAAGAUUACCGACCAAGGUCGUGAAUAUGCUACUGCUUCUAAUGCGCACAUUUUACCAGAUCCUACUGGCGGAUUCCAUCCAUUGAUUUCUAUUUAUUUCCUUGUUGAUGAGAUGAAGAAGCGUAAGAGAGCUAAGGAAGAAGCUGCAAGAGCACAGUAUCAACAACAUGCACAGGCCCAAGCCCAAGCGCAAGCGCAAGCCCAGGCCCAAGCGCAAGCCCAAGCACAAGCACAGGCCCAAGCGCAAGCCCAAGCACAAGCGCAGGCACAAGCACAAGCACAAGCACAAGCUGAAGCUCAGAAAGAGAAGAAGAUCAAGAAUGAAACCGCUGCUCAGGAUGUAUUGCCUUCUAUUGCUUAUCCAGAGCAAGCGCAUACUUCGGGUGUAUCUUCAAUAAGGGAUACUCGCGAUGAAUCAUUGAAUGCUCAAGCUAUACCAGACCAACAGCCUCAUAGUCCUGUCGAGUCUUCCGCUAUUCCUGAGACUUUGGAUCCUAAUGCUUCUAAGGGUGGAUUCAAUUCAUUGUUGAGAAGAUUGUCUUCCAAGAAAUACAAAUCGAACUCUGCUAUGAAGGUUACUGCUAAGGAAAAGUCAUCAUCUUCCCGUAUAAACUUACAUCCUUCAGCAAACGCCUCGAGUUCUCAGCAAUCUCAACAAUCUCAACAAUCUCAGCAAUCUCAGCAAUCUGAUUCCCAGAAGAACCUCAGAGUUUCCGAUACCAGCAAGAAGGCACAUGCUCGCUCAGCAUCUACCUCAACUGGUCAAUCUAAGCCUCAUGGUUUCAUUCCGGUUGAAUAUUUGCCCCCAUUGCCCAACUUGAACACCAACAACACCGUCGUCCCCAACAAUGCCAAUAACUCUCUCAAGCCCGGUGCAGUCUCUACUAGUGGUAGAAAGCUUCAUCCCACGGCCAGAGCCAAGUCAGUUGGACAUGUCAGAAAGGAUUCUUAUCACGGUCGUAAUCGUGCUAAUACCCAGACUCAUCCUCCAUUACCAAACUCAUUAGCUGCUCAAAACAGCGAUGAAGUGGUUGGCGAGGGCUCAACCAAUGAUGGUUUCUUCGAUGAUGUAACAUUGGAUGAUGUUGAGUACCAAGAUAUUCCUCAAUUGACUGAGGAACAAAUCAUAGAGCAGUUCAAUGAGGCCAAGCCCAACAGCAUGCCCUCGAUUGAGCAUUGCAAGACAUUGUUCUUGAAAGGUUUCUUUAGUGUUCAAACUACAUCUACCAAGCCAUUACCAGUUAUCAGAUAUAACAUUAUCAACGUUUUGAGCAAGUUGGGUGUGAAGUUUCAAGAGGUUAAAGGUGGGUUUGUGUGUGCACAUACACCUUCCGAGCACAAACAAUUGUAUGGCGAUGCCUUCAAAUCUACUUCUUCUUCUUCUUUCGAGCAUGAGAAGAGUUCCCCAUCAAGAGCAAGAACUCCAGAACCAAGCGAAGCCAAGACUCCUAGUAGACAACCUUCCUUACAUCUCAACACUCAAACUUUGUCGCCCACUCCAAACACAGGAUUGAAGACCCAUAGAUCUUCCAACUCAAUUGGAGGCGGACAUAGAAGAAAGUUUUCCAUUGGAAACUCCAUUUUGGGAUCUUAUAGGAAGAAGAAUGGUUCUCAAGUGAUGAUGCCACCAAAUACCCCAGCUGCAGCUAGGGUAGCAAAGUCGUUAUAUCCUGAUGACUAUGAUUUUGGUGAUGACGAUAUUAAUGGCAGACAACAGUUUGAAGACGAUGAUUCGGUGGACUCAUUAAAUGGAUUGAAUAUUGGUGGUGGUAGCGACAUGUUAAUCUCAUCAAGAAUCGAGCAUAGAGCUAGACAUCAAAGGUCUCCAAGUACCUCCAGUCAAUCGUCGAAGUCUAAGAAGUCACCAUUAAAGUUUGAGAUUCAUAUUGUGAAAGUUCCAUUGGUUGGGUUGUAUGGUGUACAAUUCAAAAAGUUAUUGGGUAACACUUGGAAUUAUAAGACUUUGGCUAGUCAAGUCUUGAAUGAGUUGAAUUUGUGA